UUUUACAUAGAGUAACUAACAGUCAUCUUUUGCAAUUACACAAAGCUUGUCCUUUCGACCCGAAAUUGAAAAAAAAAAUCCGCAGGAGAACCCUAAUCUGACUCAAUCUCUGAUACAGAGAGAAGAAACGUUGGAUAGAGGUGGGUAGAAAUAGACACUGAGGAAAAAUGGACGCCAUGAGGAAACAGCUCGAUGUGUUAAUGGGAGCCAAUCGAAACGGCGACGUAAGAGAAGUGAAUCGCAAAUACUACGAUCGGGAUGUCUGUCGUAUGUACUUGGUUGGCCUUUGCCCUCAUGAGCUCUUCCAGUUAACGAAAAUGGAUAUGGGACCGUGCCCGAAGGUUCAUUCUCUGCAGCUGAGGAAAGAAUAUGAAGAGUCGAGGUCCAAAGGUGUUGACAACUAUGACAGAGACUUGGAGGACGUUAUCGAUCGGCUUAUUGUUGAGUGUGAUAAGAAAAUUAGUAGAGCUCUUAAGCGUCUUGAGGCUGAUGAUGCAAAGGCUGCUAUUGCAAUAUCAGUAUCUGAGGUUACACUGAAUCCAGAGAUAGUUGAGAUGUCAAAGCAGAUUAAGGAGAAGUUGAAAGAAGCUGAUAAACAUGAUCUUGAAGGCAAGACAGAUUUUAAGAUCCAAGCUCUUGAAGUGGUGGAAAAACUCAGAACCGAGAGAGCUGAGAAGCAGUCCGCACUACUUUUAGAAGCCUUCAACAAAGAUAGGGCGUCUUUGCCUCAACCAUUACCAAACCCACCACCAAUGGCACCCUUGCCUCUACCUACUCCUGAUAUCCGUACCCAGGAAAUGAUAAAUGAGAAGCUACGGAAGGCAGAGGAUCUUGGUGAGCAAGGAAUGGUUGAUGAGGCUCAAAAAGCAUUAGAAGAGGCUGAGGCACUGAAGAAGUUGCCUGCCAGGCUAGAUCCUGCUCUGGACUCCUCCAAGUAUACUGCUGCUGACGUACGCAUUACUGAUCAAAAAUUGCGUGUUUGUGAUAUUUGUGGAGCAUUUUUGAGCGUAUAUGACAGUGAUCGACGCUUAGCAGAUCAUUUUGGAGGGAAGCUUCAUCUGGGCUACAUGCAAAUUCGUGAAAAACUAACAGAGCUUCAGGAGGAGAGAGAGAAGAUCAGAAAAGGUGAACGGAAUGACGAUCGAAGAUCCAAAGAGCGGAGUAGAGACCGAGAAUCAAGUAGGGACCGAGAUCGAGCUGGUAGCCGUGACCGGGAUAGGGAUUCUGAUCGUAGGAGUAGAGAUCGUGACAGGCAUCAUGAUAGAGAUCGUGGACAUAACCGCGAGCGUGAUAGAGAUGUAGAUCGCUCCCGUGGUUAUGAUUCCAGAAGUCGCCACAGGUCACGCUCUCGGUCUGAAGAACGUUCAAGGGAUUAUGAUCGUCACAGGCGCUAUGAUCGGCACUAGGGCUCAUGCUGUUAAGCAUUUUGGUAUGAGUGUGUUUUUUUGGCCUAGUUUAAUGAAACUUGUGGAGUAAAGAAUGAUAUGUAUUGCUUCUGAUAUUUUUAAUGGAGUCUUAAUGGUGAGCGUAUUUAUUAAGUAUUGCCAUAAAUUUUCUCAACUUCCUAUCCUUUAGAAGAACGCUCAGCACUUUUUUAUAUAAAUGGCAUGUCCUGUUUAACCUUCAA
Mercurialis annua (annual mercury) is the source of this 1627-nucleotide messenger RNA. RefSeq lists its product as uncharacterized. The coding region runs from base 168 to 1406 and encodes 412 amino acids. Gene Ontology annotation, cellular component: U2-type prespliceosome; U1 snRNP. Gene Ontology annotation, molecular function: mRNA binding. The transcript has 13 exons. Lineage: Eukaryota; Viridiplantae; Streptophyta; Magnoliopsida; Malpighiales; Euphorbiaceae. Gene Ontology annotation, biological process: mRNA splice site recognition. The record is from RefSeq and is a predicted model, not a curated record.